This is a messenger RNA of Cavia porcellus (domestic guinea pig), 2525 nucleotides long. It is a transcript of the gene Ubox5, whose product is annotated as U-box domain containing 5. Bases 483 to 2096 code for a protein of 537 amino acids. The transcript is spliced from 7 exons. Gene Ontology annotation, biological process: protein polyubiquitination. NCBI's taxonomy places the organism in Eukaryota, Metazoa, Chordata, Mammalia, Rodentia, Caviidae. Gene Ontology annotation, cellular component: nucleus. The record is from RefSeq and is a predicted model, not a curated record. Gene Ontology annotation, molecular function: ubiquitin-ubiquitin ligase activity; ubiquitin protein ligase binding.
AGUGGGCGGAAGUAAAGAGCAGCCGGCCGGAAGUGGGACUGUAGGGAGGCUAGGCAUUGCCGCAGGAGUAUGUAUGAGGCCAGAGCCUGCGGUAUCCCGGGUUUGGUAUUGCAGACCGCACGUUUUCCAGGCUCAGCCGAGGAUCCAAAGUGCCAAGAACCCUGUCAGGUGUUAGUGUGGAACAUGACCUGCAGUAGCCAACAGGGAUGCCAGACAGGAGGCAAGGGGUGCCACUAGGCUGGCCCUGAAGAAACCUUACCAUGGAUGACCAGAACAGCCUCUGCGAUUAUUCCCUGAAAUCACACUUUGGGUCUCUCUAUGCAGUUCAGGCUGGCCUUGAGCUUACUUUGUAGCCCAGGUUGGUCUCGAACACAAUCCUCCUGCCUCAGCCUCCUGAAUUGCAGCCGUGUGUCACCACGCCCGGCUAUGAAUUUCAUAAAGAUUUUUUCUGAUGUUUUUAAGCUAUCCCAUGAGCCACAAAGAUGGUAAUAAAUCUUUGCCUCCCACAAUUCAGACCAAGAAUUCACUGCAACAAGAUAUCAGCUGAUGGUUAUGAAGUAGAAAAUCUCAUCUCUGAAGACCUCACAAAGAGAAGCCAUGGUUUUAGGACAGAGUAUUUCAUUAAGCCGCCAGUAUAUGUGACAGUUUCCUUUCCCUUCAAUGUGGAAAUCUGUAGGAUUCAUGUAGACCUCACAGCUGGGAGUGGCCAGAAUGUCAUCGGCCUGGAGAUGUACACAUCUGCCUUAUCUGGCAGAUCCUCUUGGAGUUCACCUGAAUGCCAGCCCCUGGGCACCUCGGAGCCUUCUAUGCCCGACAAGGAGGCAUUCACCUUGGUAGGCAAAGUACUGCUGAAGAACCAGAGCCAAGUGGUGUUUAGCCACCGUGGCUUCAAGGCCAGGCCACCUUUUAGCCCUUUGGAAGUCACAGCCCCUUCCCCUGCAAUUGUGGCCCAGGAGCUCUGGAAUAAAGGGGCUCUUUCCCUUUGCCACGUGGCCCACCUCAGGAUCUGUAUCACCCAUGUGACAGGAAGUGGUGUCCCUUGUAUCAAACGCUUGGAGGUGUGGGGACAGCCUGCCAAGACCUGCUCUCAGGAGCUGAUAGACAGUGUCUUGCUGGUAGCCUCAGAGAGUGCUCCUCAGGAGUUGGCCCUGCAGACCCCAGCCUUGCCCAUGGAGAGUGACUGUGACCCUGAGGGCCAGCAGGCCCCCUGCAGCCUUCGAGAGAUGGCUGAGGUGAUUCGGGAUGUGCCAGAGGAGUUCCUAGAUCCCAUCACCCUGGAGAUCAUGCCCUGCCCCAUGCUGCUGCCCUCAGGCAAGGUCAUCGACCAGAGCACCCUAGAGAAGUGUAAUCGCAGUGAGGCUGCGUGGGGCCGAGUGCCCAGUGACCCGUUCACAGGCAUAGCCUUCACCCCACACUCCCAGCCCCUGCCGCACCCCACCCUGAAGGCCCGCAUAGACCACUUCCUGCUCCAGCACUCCAUCCCUGGCUGCUAUCUGCUCGGGAGAGCACAGGCUGCAUCGGCAGUGACCCCUUCUUCCAUAGCCCUGCCUUCCCGGAAAAGGAAGCCGGAGCAGGGGGACCGGGCCCCAGACAGUAGCCUGGGUGUGAACACUUCCUGCUUCCCGACCUCAAACCCUCUGGUCUGUUCCACUACCUCAGAGCACUCGAGCAAGAAAAUGAAGGCCACCGGCGAGCUUGGCCUGACUCACAUGGACUGUUCCACAGAACCAGUAUCGCAUGAGCAGAAGCUGACACAAAGCUUGGAAAUGGCCUUGAUGUCCACCCUUGGCUCUAUGCCUUCCUUCACAGCCCGACUGAAUCGGAGUCCGCUCCAGCACCUCAGCACAAGAGGAAGCGGCGCUUCUGGGAGGCCGGACGCUGGCUCAGGGCAGCCUGCUUGUGCACCAGGCCCUGAGUGCACCUCCUGCAAGAGAGCGUUUUCUCCCUACUUCAAAAAGGAGCCCAUGUACCAGCUGCCCUGCGGCCACCUCCUAUGCCGACCUUGCCUGGGGGAGAAGCAGUGCUCCCAGCCCACCACCUGCACAGCCUGCCAGCAGCCCUUUGCCAGCCAGGACGUGCUUCGGGUGCACUUCUGAGUGACCAGCCUCAGCUGGAGACCGCGCCAGUGGGGAGCAGGACCAGCCAGUGACAAUUACAGAGCCAUCUGUUCUCUCUCCAGGCUUUGUCACCUCACAGUGCAGCACAGGGACAGACUGGGGGUGGGGUGCACUUCUGUUCAGGUGGCCACAAGAUAACAAAGCCAUAGGCUGGGCUGGGAGGGCUGGGGAGGAUGUCCCUGCCCUUCUGUACCUGCCAUGCCCCUGCCAGCCCCUACCAGGUCCAGCACUCCUGCUGAAGGCACCCCAAGUUGUCUAUACCCCCCCCCAGCAGGGCCUGUGGUGUGGGUGCAGUGGACUGCUCAGGGUCACCCAGAAGUGGACCACAUGGGGCUUGGGGUGCAUGACUCAGCCCCUGCCCCAAGCUGGCCAACACUCGCAGCCUUAAUAAAGUGAUGAUUGACAGCC